CUGAGAAAUAUAUUUUCAGUUUACUGAGUGGAUUCUGUAUAAGGCAACUUCAUUUUACAGCCAUAUACAGUCCAACAAAAACCUUCCUCGUUGAAGAAAAGGAGAUAUUCUGCAAUAGGAUCCUGCAUGGUUGGUGCGUUAAGCAGACAUGGCGCUGGAGGAAGGGGCACGGAGCUGUCUGUUGCGCUUCCGCAAAAAACUAGAGCAGGACAUCAAGCCCUCUUACCUGAUGGAUCACAUGAUCAGUGAUGAUGUGCUGACAGUGGACGAGGAAGAGAAGAUCAAAUUCCAGCCCACCAGGAAAGAUCAGGCUGUGGCCCUACUGGAGCUGCUGCUGAGGAAAGACAACCGUGCCUAUAUCUCCUUCUACAACGCCCUGAUCAAGGAGGCAUACGAUGAUUUAGCCAAUCUGCUUCACGAUAAUCUGCCACGCAUCUCACCUGAGGCAUAUAAGAGUACCUCUGAUACCUUCACAUCCUAUGUCCAAACGGUGCUAAGUGAGGGCGGUGUACCCCAGAGGCCUGUUGUAUUUGUCAGCAGACCGGCGAUGGUGAACCAGAUCAGGGACAAACUUUACCGGCUCCAGAAGGAACCUGGCUGGAUCACUGUUUUCGGCAUGGCUGGCUCAGGCAAAUCUAUCCUGGCUGCUGAGUCUGUCAGACACCAAGGACUUAUCGAAGAGUGCUUUCCCGGAGGCAUCCACUGGCUGUCCAUCGGCCAGCUGGACAAACCCGACCUGCUGGUGAAGAUCCAGUCAUUGUGCUUCCGUCUGGAGCAGAGCCUGGAUGCCCAGUCCCUCCACCGGCCGCCCAACUCUUUGGACGAGGCCAAGGAACGCCUACGCUUCCUCAUGCUGCGCAGAUAUCCGAGAUCUCUGCUGAUUCUUGAUGACGUCUGGGAGAGCACAGUGCUAAAGGUGUUUGAUGUCCAGUGUCGGAUACUUUUCACCACCAGAAAUAGAAGCCUUACUGAUUCAGUUAGUGGUGUUAAAUAUGGGGUGGAAGUGGAGAGUGGUAUGGAUGAAAACAAAGGACUGGAGAUCCUCGCUCUGUACACUAAUAAUAAACCCCAGGGGCUACCUGAGGAGGCUCGCAGCAUUGUCAGAGAAUGUAAAGGCUCCCCUCUGGUGGUGUCCCUUAUCGGGGCUUUACUCAAAGAGAAGCCCAACCGUUGGCGUUACUAUCUCUGCCAGCUGCAGCAGAAGCAGUUCAAACGUAUAAGGAAAUCGUCCUCUUAUGACUACGAUGCCCUGGACCAGGCCAUGGCUGCAAGCAUUGAGGUUCUACCUGAUGAACAUCAAGAACUAUACAAGGACCUUACUGUGAUAGAGAAGGACAUCAAAGUCCCUGCUAAGGUGCUGUCUAUCCUGUGGGACCUGGAACCAGAGGAAGUCGAGGACAUUCUCGAAGAGUUUGUCAACAAAUCUCUGCUUUUUAUGGACAGUAACCACAAACCUUACCUGUACUACCUCCAUGACCUCCAGCUGGACUUCCUGGAAGAGAAGAAUCGCACCCAGCUAGAGAGCCUUCACAGUAAGGUGGUGCGUCAGUACCAGCAGCACUACAGAGAUGGACCUCCCACUUCAGGAGAUGAUGAAUGUCUCUACUGGAUCCGAUUCUUGACUUACCACAUGGCCAAAGGCAACCUCUCCCAGGAGCUUAAUUCCCUCAUGUUUUCUCUGGACUGGGUCCGCAUAAAAGCCCAAAUAAUGGGUCCAGCUCACCUCAUCAAUGACUACGUGGAGUAUGGACCCAUUCUGGACAAAGAGAACAGUGAAGUACGCAGUCAGUUCCAGGAGUUUCUGUCUCUGAACGGCCACCAACUGGAGCAACGUCCCUUCCCUGACGUGGUGCAGCUUGCUCUGUCUCAGCCACACACCUCUGAGGUCUACCAACAGGCUCUGCUGCAGGCGCAGGAGAGGGCCAGUACCGGGAAACUCUACUUUGACUGGCUGAAUAAGAGCAGUUUAGAGAGCCUGUCCCGUCUGGUGAUCCACCCCCACCAGGGCUCCAUCUAUUCUGCCUGCUUCUCCCACGAUGGAGCCAAGAUCGCCUCCUGUGGAGCCAGCAAGACUCUCAAGGUAUUUAAAAGCACCUCGGGUGAGAAGCUCACGGAGAUCCAGGCCCAUGAUGACGAGGUGCUCUGUUGUGCCUUUUCCCCUGAUGACCAUCUCCUAGCAACCUGCUCCAGUGACAGGAAAGUAAAGGUAUGGAAUGUGGAGCGAGCCAUGCUGCUGAGGGUCUUUGAUGUGGAGCAUGAGGAGCAGGUCAACCACUGUGAGUUCACCAACACAACACGACGCCUCUUGCUGGCCACCUGCUCCAACGACAAGUGCCUGAAUGUGAAGUUGUGGAACCUCAACAAACCAUCGUCACAGAACACCAUGUUUGGCCACUUUGAGUCAGUCAACCACUGCUGUUUCUCCCCUGACGACGCCUUUCUGUCCACCUCCUCCAACGACGGUACCGUUAAGCUGUUUGACGCGUCGUCCGCCAAUGAGUGGAAGACAAUCGACGUGAGGAGCAUGUUCACGGAUAACGAUGAAGAAGUCUUCGUCAAGUGCAGCACCUGGACUGCUGACGGCAAACGCAUCAUAUGUGCUGCCAGGAACGCCGCUUUGGUGUUUGACGUGGAGACAUCAGACAUGUUGUUGGAGAUCAGGACCAAUCGUCUGAGCACGGUGCAAUACUGUCAAGCCUGUCCGACUAGUAACUUGCUGGCCAUCGCGUUCUCAAACUACGCUGUGGAGCUGUGGGACUUAGAGGCCAAUAAGAAGAUGGCUGACCUCAGUGGUCACCUGAGUUGGGUCCACCGUGUCCAGUUCUCCCCCGACGGCUCACAGCUGCUCUCCUGCUCUGAUGACCAAACUGUCAGGCUAUGGGAGACUAAUAAGGUGCACACCUCCUCAGCCGUCUGCCUGAAGAGAGACUCUGAUGUUCUCUUCAAUGAUGAACAAAUCAUAGUGUCGGCUGCAGACAACUGCAACAGACUGCAGGUGCGUGAUGGCAGAACAGAUUCAGUACUGUUCCAGUCGGAGGAGAAGCCAUCCAGGAUCCGGUGUACUUGCAUGUGCAGGCAGCCCUCUGCUGUGGUCCUGGGCCAAGAGGAUGGCACUGUACAGGUGUUGGAGGUGCCAUCUGGGAAGAUCCUAGCCACUCUGCUGGGACACACCAAGACGGUGCUGCACUGCCAGUUCAGUCAGAAUGGCCAAACACUCAUCACAUCUUCAGAGGACACCACCAUAAGGGUGUGGAGGUGGCAGUCAGGGGAGUGUAAAGUCCUGAAGGGUCACAAGGAGCAGAUCAGAUGCUUCUCUCUGCUCUCCACCUCACCUGCUGAUACAAGACUGCUGUCCUGGUCCUUCGAUGGUACCAUCAAGGUGUGGGAUGUGGAAAGCGGAGAGAAGCUGCAGGACACCGAGGCUCACCAAGGCGCCAUCCUGUCAUGUCAUGUCUCGCCAGACGGAUGCCUCUUCGCCACCACCUCUGCUGACAAGACUGCUAAGUUGUGGGGCUGUGACUCCUGGCAGUGUAUCCACACGCUUAGCGGCCACCAAGACUGUGUCCGAAGCUGCCGAUUCUCAUGGGACAGCCGACGCCUCGCAACAGGCGAUGACAACGGAGAGAUCCGGCUCUGGAGUGUCAAUGAUGGCACUUUGCUGAAGAUUUGUUCGCGGGACGGUAAAGACGGAAUGGACUCACUCCACGGAGGCUGGGUGACCGACCUGCACUUCUCCCCAGAUAACUCUCUCCUGGUCUCCACUGGGGGAUACAUCAAGUGGUGGGAUGUGGAGAGAGGUGAAGCUCUGCAGACCUUCUACCCCUCAGGAUGCGCUUUGAAGAGGAUCCACGUGUCAUCCGACUUCUCCACCUUCGUCACCAUCGACAACAUCGGCAUCCUCUACAUCCUCCAGAGGGUCGUGUGAUGAUGACGCUGCUACCUUAAAAAGGAGAAAAAAACUACAGCGUUACCGAUUUACAUUGAAGUGAACACAUUCGGUUGCAUUAAGGACGAUCGCAGAAGGUUAAACUACAAACUGCAGCAUCCCUGAGUCAAACACACACUUCUCAGAUAUAUAGUUAGCAUUUCUACUGCAGUUAUUAGCAGUUUGCAGCAUUAAAACAGAGCGUUUUAUCAAUCAGUUCUGUAGAAUUAGCUGACCUUGCUAAUUUCAUUAGUUUACACCCUCUUUAAAUGAAAACCACUGCAGGGACCGUCAGCUUACAUUCCAGCUGGAGUGAUUAUGCAUCAGCCUUAAAAUUCCUGCUCCUGAUCUAAUACUUAAACACAUCAAGACAGUGGAUGCAGAUACAUGGUUUUGUACAUAAAGGAGCAGAAUCCCCUUUAAGAGGGAAAAAAAGGUACAUCAAAAAGCAACAAGUUUACUACGUCAUUCCUGACGCUCAGGUCCUCGCAAGCAUCCUUUGAAUCAUUUAAACCUAAUAAAAAGGUUCAUAUCAACCUACAUCAGUUGGAUUGUGAAUAAUAAAUGUAAAUCCAUAUGCAUUGGGGCUGAAUGUUAUUGCAUGUAAUGUGAGAGAUUUUCCACUCCGCCGUAUAUAAUCGAUAUGAGCCAUCGUGAGCGUCCUCGGAUCUGUUAGAAGUCAUGAAGCGCAUUAGACUUGUUUAUGCUGUGAUAUGUUGUAAACCAUCUUUUUUUAAAAAUAUAUAUAUAUAUAUGUUUGUGUUUUCAUGGCAGGAUUUUCCUCCAGGGUAAAGAAUCUUGGUCUUUAGUAUGAGCAGUUCUGAGCCUUUUAUUUCCACUGCAGCCUUAUUCUGAACAGGAAUUCUGUAAAUACUAGAGGGUGUGUGAUUUGUGUACGUGGGGUUUUCCCUUCUCAGUCAACCAGCAUACAUUGACUGUACUACUGGUGCACUUUGAUAGGCGUUAAUAAUUGAUAGCAUGAUUAAGUUUUAAUGAUUAGGCAUUUAAAAUUGAAUUCAAGCCUUUUGAAAGCCUGUGAGACUAUUUUGUAUUUCCAAAACUAUUUGUACUUUUGAACUUGGAUCAAAGGUUUUCUACAAAAAAUACUGAAAAAAAAAAAAAAAUCACAGUAUGUUAUUUAAAAUUCAACACCAAACACCAAAAUGUUAUGUAAUUUUUUAAAACACAAUAUUCUACUUAAAAUUUUUAUCUGUGCAAUGUCUUACUACUGAGCCAUUCUUCCUGUUCUGUGCACUUUGAAGCAGCAGUUACAAUCUUCGACAUGAUGCUUUAAUUAACUUGGCUUUGUCCAGACUCUACAAAUGCAUCCAUACUUUGAUUUGACUAGACAGCCGAGUGCUUCUUCUCAAGUGCCCCUCCACUAUCAAACCCAUUCAUGACAGUGGGGAUAAUAGCACGUAGAGACAAUAAAUGAAUUAAAAGCAAGGAUGCGUUUCAACAUUUCUGAACAAUGCUUUUCCUGAUUGGUGCUUUAAAGUCAGCAUAAAUUCAAUCAAGAGAUUUCCUUCCUGUGAGGAGGCCUCUGUCAAGCAAAAUCAUUCAAAUAUUGAUGUCUGCUCAGGAUGUAUUGAUACUGUUAUAUGAUAUGGUGCAAUGUGAGUGUAAUUUAUAACAAAUUAAACCA
This is a messenger RNA of Scomber scombrus (Atlantic mackerel), 5570 nucleotides long. It is a transcript of the gene apaf1, whose product is annotated as apoptotic peptidase activating factor 1. Lineage: Eukaryota; Metazoa; Chordata; Actinopteri; Scombriformes; Scombridae. Gene Ontology annotation, molecular function: protein binding; ADP binding. The coding region runs from base 149 to 3925 and encodes 1258 amino acids. The record is from RefSeq and is a predicted model, not a curated record. Gene Ontology annotation, biological process: apoptotic signaling pathway; regulation of apoptotic process. Gene Ontology annotation, cellular component: apoptosome. The transcript has 27 exons.